AUGGACCGGCUGCCCAUGCGCCACGAGCAUGUGCUGCCCCGCGCCGCCUCGCUGGACGACCGAACCUGCGCGACACGGCCGCAGAUCGUCGUGCCGAGCGACUGCUUGAGCAUGAUGACGAUGACGUCGUCGCCGAUCUCGGUGCAAGCCGUGCACAGCGGGACGCUUGAAGAUGAGAUGAAGUGCUUUGGCCUCGACGUCGCGACCGAAUUCCUCUUUUGGAAGGAAGAGAACCUGGCGCUGCUCGAAAUGUCGUUUCCAGCGAUGGACCGCGACCUCCUUGAAGACGUUUUGAUCGAGACCAACUACGAUCUGGGCGCCGCCGUUGACAUGAUCCGCGCCCGCGUCGACGUGAUCAACGCAUGGACGGCGAACCAUACGCCGCACGAGUGGGUCCUUGUCACGGACGACUGGGUCGUCGUCGAUGAGACCACCAACAAGCUACCGCUGCACGACUACACGAGCAUUGCGCUACACGGACCGUCGGCCUACUACUAG
Saprolegnia parasitica CBS 223.65 is the source of this 498-nucleotide messenger RNA. RefSeq lists its product as hypothetical. The record is from RefSeq and is a predicted model, not a curated record. Gene Ontology annotation, molecular function: ubiquitin binding. The coding region runs from base 1 to 498 and encodes 165 amino acids. The transcript is spliced from 2 exons. Lineage: Eukaryota; Oomycota; Saprolegniomycetes; Saprolegniales; Saprolegniaceae.